Drosophila bipectinata is the source of this 581-nucleotide messenger RNA. Its product is annotated as C-type lectin 37Db-like. Gene Ontology annotation, molecular function: signaling receptor activity. Lineage: Eukaryota; Metazoa; Arthropoda; Insecta; Diptera; Drosophilidae. The record is from RefSeq and is a predicted model, not a curated record.
UCAGCGUCGAAGUAAGUUAGUUCGGUUUUUUCUUCCAAAAUGUUAGGAACCCCAAUGACUUUUUCUUGGCCAUUAAUCGUCCUAACUCUUGCCGCUUCUUCGGUGGAGCACUCGGUUGAUGCCCUAUCCAUCACCAAGGCUUUCACCAAGAUCGGCGAGCGAUUCUACUACAUUGAGGAACAAGAACAGCAGUCUUGGUAUACAGCCCUAUCCUCUUGCCGACGAAUGGGAGCUCAUCUGGCGACCUUGAAAUCAGAGAAGGAACUUUACGACUUGGAUGCUGAGCUCCGCAUACGCAACCAGGGCUACUGGAUUGACGUCAAUGACUUGGAUAGAGAAGGGCAGUUCGUGUCCUGGACAACCAGCAGCCCCUCACCAUAUCUGAAGUGGAAAGCAGGCGAACCGAAUAACCUGUACAACAAGGAGCACUGCGUCGAUAUUUGGGAUGGUCUGAUGAACGAUGACGACUGCAGCGACAAGCGCUAUUUCAUUUGCCAGGCAGGUGAUGGAAUUUAGCAAUUUAUUGCUCACAAAAUGGAUGUAUUUAAAAUCUUUUUAAAAUAAACUUUAAACACCAAAAA